AUGUCUAGCAGUCUUCAGCAUCGUGGAAAUGGACAAUUUGAGAAGCACAAGCCAAAGUCUGAUAUUGUUCCUAAUUGUUCCAAAGCCCUGGAGGCUGCCCGAAUUUGUGCCAACAAGUACAUGGUGAAAAGCUGUGGCAAAGAUGGUUUUCACAUCCGGGUGCAGCUCCACCCUUUCCAUGUCAUCCGUAUCAACAAGAUGUUGUCCUGUGCUGGAGCUGACAGGCUCCAGACAGGUAUGCGGGGUGCCUUUGGAAAGCCCCAGGGCACAGUGGCCAGGGUCCACAUUGGCCAAGUCAUCAUGUCCAUCCGUACCAAGUUGCAGAACAAGGAGCAUGUGAUUGAGGCCCUACGUAGGGCCAAGUUCAAGUUCCCUGGCCGCCAGAAGAUCUACAUUUCCAAGAAGUGGGGCUUUACUAAGUUUAACGCGGACGAAUUUGAAGACAUGGUGGCUGAAAAGCGGCUCAUCCCAGAUGGCUGUGGGGUCAAAUACAUCCCUAAUCGUGGCCCCUUGGACAAAUGGCGGGCUCUGCACUCAUGAGAACCUCAGCACUGCCCUUCCCCAUUCAUGCCCACCAAUAAAUCCUGCUUCCUGUCAAAAAAAAAAAA
Molecule: messenger RNA, 608 nt
Organism: Prionailurus viverrinus (fishing cat)
Lineage: Eukaryota; Metazoa; Chordata; Mammalia; Carnivora; Felidae
Product: 60S ribosomal protein L10-like
Exons: 2
Coding region: 1-540 (179 amino acids)
Biological process (GO): translation; ribosomal large subunit assembly
Cellular component (GO): cytosolic large ribosomal subunit; ribosome
Molecular function (GO): structural constituent of ribosome
Source: RefSeq, a predicted model, not a curated record